GGUUAUAUUUAAAGAAAAUAAAAUAAAUAAAAUCAAAAUAAUAAGAGAGAGAGAGAGAGAAAGAGAAAAACCAGAGACCGAAACCCUCCCCAACUCCAAACCCUAGUUCUAUUCCAUUACUAUUCACCCCUUCACUGCAAAACUAUUCACAAUCUUCUCUGAUCUCUCAAUUCCCAUUACGCUUUCUCUCCGGUUAUUCAAUUCCUCCUUUCUUUUUAUUUAUUUUAUUUUUUUAUUUAUUUUUCUACCGGAAAAUCUAUCAACCCAAGAAUUUUGCGUUGUUCCGUUCCGGAAUUUCGCAAUUCGCAAGGUCAAUCGUUUUUUCGGUAGCCCAUUUGAGUUGGGAUGUUAAAUUAAUAGCUCGUUGAGUUGGGAGUUUUGAGACCCUUUUGGCGUGUGGAAGAGUGAGAGAGAGGAAGACGAAGCCGUAGACUGGAAUUUACUAGUCAUUUCUUGUGAUCUGAAACAGUUGAGGAAGUAGAAUUCAGGAUCCAUGUCAGAGUUGAUAAAAUCUCCCUGUUUCAUGAGAUAGACCAAUGGACUCUGAGUACAAGAAGUUUGGAAGAGGACCGAGGGAGCUUACUGGAGCUGUAGAUCUUAUAAGUCACUUCAAGUUGCAGGCCCAACACGAUUUUUUUUGCAAGAAGCCACUUCCUUUAUCAAUCGCGGAUACUCACUAUCUUCACAAUGUGGUGGGGGACACAGAAAUCAGGAAAGGAGAAGGAAUGCAAUUGGAUCAACUUAUUCAGAGUACAUCGUACUCGAGAGACACUAAUGCACGUAUACAACCUUUUGACUUAGAUGUUCUCCAAGAGGCCUUCCAGCUCAGGGAAACUGGUCUUGUUGAAUUGCCACCUUCAGAGAAAGGGACUCCGACUAUUGCAGGGAAGUCAAAGAGCGAGUCGAAGGAUAAGGAGAGGAAACAUAAAAAGCACAAGGACAGGGAUAAAGAGCAUAAGAAGCACAAGCAUCGUCAUAAGGAUCGAAGUAAAGACAAGGAUAAGAAGAAGGAUAAAAGUGGACAUCAUGAAUCUGGUGCUGACCACUCAAAGAAACACCAUGAAAAGAAAAGGAAGCAUGAUGGAGAUGAAGAUGUUAAUGAUAUUCACAGACACAAAAAAAGUAAGGUAAUGAAAUAUCUUAUCUUUCUUUCGAUCUUAUUCGGUGUUCCAUUUAAGUUUAGGUCUUUUCUUUUCUAUGUGAUCUAUUAUGACUUUGAGUACAAGUACUCUACCGUUUCAUAUCCUUUCCUAACUAGUCUCUGUUGACUCUUGCACAGCAUAAGAGCUCAAAAAUUGAUGAAGUCGGUGCAAUUAAGGUAGCAGGCUGAAAAUGAGGCAUCCAAUACAUAUUUUCGUUUUCUUCAGAUGCUUGUCGUUUAGAGUUGGGAGGGGUCUAUUAUUUUCGUUAUGAAAUUUCUUGAGGUACAAGCCUAUGUCUUCACCAUAUUCUUUCGUUUCCAUUAAUGUUGUGGUGUGCGUAUAAAAGAAAUGGGCUCAUGAGGACAAAUGUUGUCAUUUUGGUUGAGCCGAUGGACCAAGCUUGUCGAUCUCAUCAUUAUGGCUCAUGAAGAAUCAAUCCAUAAUGACAUUACACCUCUUGUAUUUCAUGCAGAGUAGCUUUGAAACUGACUAAAGAUUGUGAAGGUGAAUUCACCUCUUGAGAGGUAUGUGGAGUCAAGGUAAAAGUUGACCCAAAAAAAAACCAAAAAAAAAAAAGAACUUCUUUGUAAAAUAACAUUGUCUCAUAUGAUUGCUUGUAUUGGAAGGAACUCUAAUUUCACAUUAUGUUAAUGUACACAAAUGACUUAAAAGGCUUUUCUUAGAAUUGGAGUCAUUAACUUAUGCUUAGAAGUUGCAGCAGCUUUGAGUUGUAGAGAGAUAAGGUGAUAAAGGGAUGGUAUUAUGAUCUUUUUAUCCACUUUAUAUUUUGUAUUAAUGACUAAGAUUAUUGGUAGUUUGUCCAAAAGGGAUUUUUGA
Messenger RNA from Cannabis sativa, 1979 nucleotides. RefSeq names its product mediator of RNA polymerase II transcription subunit 19a. Lineage: Eukaryota; Viridiplantae; Streptophyta; Magnoliopsida; Rosales; Cannabaceae. Gene Ontology annotation, cellular component: mediator complex. Gene Ontology annotation, biological process: positive regulation of transcription by RNA polymerase II. The transcript has 5 exons. The coding region runs from base 537 to 1268 and encodes 243 amino acids. Gene Ontology annotation, molecular function: transcription coregulator activity; transcription factor binding. The record is from RefSeq and is a predicted model, not a curated record.